AUGGUAAGUUUCUUUCUGGUUGGACAUGUUGAGGUGAUUGGUGACAAGGGUUUUAGAAACGAAGUCUCUGGAUUGGAGACUAAUUCCAUUGAUCUUGAGUCUGCAAUUAAAAAGGAUUUCCAGGUGAAAGGUGUCAACGAAGAAGUGAAUAUUAAAAGAGAAACAAAUGGGAAUCAUCUUGAAGUGGAGAACGAAGUUGAACCCAUAUGUGGAGUCAACAUUAACACUCCAGACACGAUUAUUGAUGAUUUACAAAACAAAAGUGCUGAAAACCAGAAAAAGAAAAUAAAGGAGCUCCUGAAUAGGAGACUUGACUCUUUAAAAGAUAAUGUUUUAAAAGCUGAAGUGGCUGCGUUAGUAAUAGGAAAAAUAUAUGAUGAAGAAUACGAAAAGGGAAAAGAAGUACGAGCUCGAUUCCAAGUUGCAGAAGAAGUCUGCCAACAAGCUUAUACACUUUUUUAUAGUUUGAAGAAACGUUUAUAUGACAAGAAAAAACUUUUCUAUAUGUACAAAGAAGAUGCGACUGCAGCAAGGAAUUUUGCAUCCGGUGGAGAUAAAGUUGCAUUUCAUCACCCCUGUGUUAAUCAGGUGGAAAAAAUAUUGGAAGAAUCCAACUCAAAUGAAGAAUUUAGGAAAGACUACAUUAGCAGGACCACACCAAGUACACUUGUUGAAACUUCGUUUGAGAGUCAUAUGAAUGAAAGAAUUGCUGUGAAAGCAGUUCCUAUCUCAAGUAAAUUGGAAUCCACUUCAGUAGUUUCAAAAGUUGAACUAGGAAAAAAGACAGUUUCAUGUGUGAGUGAUAUCAGCAAAAGAACUGCUACGAAUUCAGUUCCUAUCUCAAGUGAAACCGAAUCCGUUUUAUUGUUUUCAAAAGUAGAACAAAGGAAAAAAGACGACUUCAACCCCUGAGAACCAAACUAUCUGGAAAGUGACUAGAAAGGCUAAUCGUAUAAUGAAAACCACAAAACCUGUUAAAUUUGUAGUAAGAGAUAAGUUCGUUUGUUUGAGUGAGAUAGUGGAGGAUGAAAAAAUGGAAAAAACUAUGGUGGAGGUUGAUAAGAAGGAAGAUGAACUAAGUAAAAAAGAGAUCGAAUGCAAUUUGAAAGAGCAAGUGCGGUUGGAGGAAAAGAGAAAAAUGAACUGAGGCAAUCGAGAGGAAGACACGAAAUGCUGAAAAUGCCCAAAAACGGGCUGAGUUGCGAGCUCAAAAGGAAGCCAAGCAGAGACAGAAGGUAACUUUUAAAUGUCUUUUUAUCAUUUUAUUUUUCUUUGCAUUAUAGAAAAGGUUUUG
Messenger RNA from Lactuca saligna, 1294 nucleotides. NCBI's taxonomy places the organism in Eukaryota, Viridiplantae, Streptophyta, Magnoliopsida, Asterales, Asteraceae. The record is from the annotation of a GenBank genome assembly.